AUGGCGCGCACGAAGCAGACGGCGCGUAAGUCGACGGGCGGGAAGGCGCCCCGCAAGCAGCUGGCCACCAAGGCGGCCCGCAAGAGCGCGCCGGCCACGGGCGGCGUGAAGAAGCCGCACCGCUACCGGCCCGGCACGGUGGCGCUGCGCGAGAUCCGCCGCUACCAGAAGUCGACGGAGCUGCUGAUCCGCAAGCUGCCCUUCCAGCGGCUGGUGCGCGAGAUCGCGCAGGACUUCAAGACCGACCUGCGCUUCCAGAGCUCGGCCGUGAUGGCGCUGCAGGAGGCGAGCGAGGCCUACCUGGUGGGGCUCUUCGAGGACACCAACCUGUGCGCCAUCCACGCCAAGCGCGUCACCAUCAUGCCCAAGGACAUCCAGCUCGCCCGCCGCAUCCGCGGGGAGCGCGCCUGAGGCUCCUGCACCGUGACCACCAAACCCAAAGGCUCUUUUAAGAGCCACCACACGCCCACCAGAGAGAGCUGAAUCUCCGUUUUCGUGGCAGGCGCGCGAUGAGCUGUGCAAGGGCUCUUUUCCGACGGUCGGACAUAAAGGAGCUGGGAGGGAUCGGGACCACGAGCUGCGUUUAGAUCGAGCCCCCCCCCCCCCCCCCCCCCCCCCCCGGCUUGUGUGGUGGGGGCGCGCUCCUUGGUUCUUUAUUUCAAGCCGCCCGGGGGGGAUGGAGGGGAGGGAGUGGGAGACGAGCCCGGAGAGCCGGCAUCCCUUCAGGCAGCGAGCGGGAGGAGGGCAGUAAGCGAAGCUGGUUUUGCGCAGGGGCGUGCCGCUUCCUUCCUCCCCUGUCCCUGGGGCCCCACAAGCGAUGGUGGCUGCUUCUCGUCCCCCCGCCUAGAGAACGGACUGAGCGCUCACAACGGGAGGAAACAGAGCCCCGCCAUUUCAUGAGCCUCCCGCUUGAGGCUGCUGCUCUGAAGGCGGCAGCAGAGACGCGGCUCCCACAGGAGAGCUUGCCCACCACACCCUGGUUUUCCUUCCCUCACCGCCCCCACCCCAUGUCGGACCGUUGGGAGAGGGGAAGCGGCUGCCAGUAGAGAACAGAGCUGGAGCCGAGGAAUUCUUCCCUCGAGUGAAUGAAGCCUUCCAGCCGUUCCCCGCGCAUUCGUUGCUGGAGAGUUCAAGAGAGGCAGCUCCCCGUCCCUGAUUGCAAGCUU
Cygnus atratus (black swan) is the source of this 1166-nucleotide messenger RNA. RefSeq names its product histone H3. Gene Ontology annotation, molecular function: protein heterodimerization activity; DNA binding; structural constituent of chromatin. Gene Ontology annotation, cellular component: nucleosome. The record is from RefSeq and is a predicted model, not a curated record. Lineage: Eukaryota; Metazoa; Chordata; Aves; Anseriformes; Anatidae. The coding region runs from base 1 to 411 and encodes 136 amino acids. The transcript has a single exon.